This is a messenger RNA of Protopolystoma xenopodis, 309 nucleotides long. The record is from the annotation of a GenBank genome assembly. NCBI's taxonomy places the organism in Eukaryota, Metazoa, Platyhelminthes, Monogenea, Polystomatidea, Polystomatidae.
GGCAUCCCUUUUUCAAGCUCUGUCUCCUUUCAGGCGCGUAAAAUCCCUACUGAAAAAAGGCUGGCCGAUCUUUUGGUGCGUCCAAGGCAUUCGUCCAUUUCCAAAGUGAGCAAUUUUGGUGGAGACCAGAUCCACAUCUGGCAGAGGCGACGCAAAGCUGCCAACAGAAAAUCUGAACUCAAAGUUGUGCUUAUCCCGCAGUCAGGCUGUACCUUAAAUGUGCUCUCAACAGCCGGACCUGAGUUCAGACUUCUUAGAUUCAAGGUUUUGGAGGUCUUCUUCAGUUUUGUACGCCAAUUAUUCCGAUAA